Molecule: messenger RNA, 4692 nt
Organism: Arvicanthis niloticus (Nile rat)
Lineage: Eukaryota; Metazoa; Chordata; Mammalia; Rodentia; Muridae
Gene: Mllt1
Product: MLLT1 super elongation complex subunit
Biological process (GO): positive regulation of DNA-templated transcription
Cellular component (GO): transcription elongation factor complex
Molecular function (GO): chromatin binding
Source: RefSeq, a predicted model, not a curated record
GCCCCCGACAGACAAUGAGAGCGGCGGGGCGUUGCUGAACGGCGGCGGCGAGAGCGACGCGGGCCCGGGGGCGGGGCGGGCGCCAGUCAUGGACAAUCAGUGCACUGUCCAGGUGAAGUUAGAGCUGGGGCACCGUGCCCAGCUGCGGAAGAAGCCCACCACUGAAGGCUUCACCCAUGACUGGAUGGUCUUCGUACGUGGCCCUGAGCAGUGUGACAUCCAGCACUUUGUGGAGAAGGUCAUCUUCCGGCUGCAUGACAGCUUCCCCAAACCCAAGCGUGUGUGCAAGGAGCCCCCCUACAAAGUGGAGGAGUCGGGCUAUGCAGGCUUCAUCAUGCUCAUCGAAGUAUACUUCAAAAACAAGGAGGAGCCGAGGAAGGUCUGCUUCACCUACGACCUGUUUCUCAACCUGGAGGGCAACCCUCCUGUCAACCACCUACGCUGUGAGAAGCUCACCUUCAACAACCCCACCACCGAGUUUCGCUGCAAGCUGCUCAUGGCUGGCGGGGAUGCCAACAAGGAGAGUGGCAAGGCUUCCAAACCACACAAGGUGGCCAGGGAGCACCGUGAGCGGCCGCGCAAGGACUCCGAGAGCAGGAGCUGCUCCAAGGAGCCAGAGCGCGAGCCCAAGAGUGCCAAGGAUGCUGCACGCAAGCUGCCCAAGGAGGAGAAGGCCCCAGUGCCCAAGGCUGCCUUCAAGGAGCCCAAGAUGGCCCUAAAGGAAACCAAGCUGGAGAGCCUGUCCCCCAAGGGGGUGCCCCAGCCUCCUACCCUGCCCAAGGCCUCCAGCAAGAGGCCAGCUGCCACAGACUCACCGAAGCCCAGCGCCAAAAAGCCUAAGAAGAGUGGGUCAAAGGGGGCACGGCGUGCACCAGGCACCUCACCCCGGGCCUCCUCCUUCCCUGACAAGAAAGUGGCCAAGGACAAGAGCAGCAAAGGUGACAAGGGGAAGGUGGAGAGCGAGCCACGGGAGGCCAAGCGGACUCUGCAGGCUGAGGACUCAAACUCAGAGGAUGAGGCCUCCUUCCGGUCAGAGUCGGCCCAGUCAAGCCCAGCUAAUGCCAGCUCCAGCUCUGACUCCAGCUCUGACUCAGACUUUGAGCCGUCUCAGAACCACAGCCAAGGACCCCUGCGCUCCAUGGUGGAGGACCUGCAGUCUGAGGGGUCAGAUGAAGAUGACUCAUCCUCAGGAGAGGAGAGCACCGUCAAGGCCAACCCAGGCCGGGAGUCCAGGCUAAGCUUCAGUGACAGCGAGAGUGACAACAGUGCUGACUCCUGCCUGCCUGGCCGUGAGCCCCUGCCUCCCCAGAAGCCACCUCCUCCCGGCAGCAAGGUGUCUGGUCGGAGGAGCCCCGAGCCCUGCAGCAAGCCUGAAAAGAUUCUGAAGAAGGCCACCUACGACAAGGCUUACACGGAUGAGCUGGUGGAGCUCCACCGGAGGCUGAUGGCUCUGCGUGAGCGCAAUGUGCUGCAGCAGAUCGUCAACCUGAUCGAGGAGACUGGCCACUUCAAUGUCACCAACACCACCUUCGACUUUGACCUUUUUUCCUUGGAUGAAAGCACUGUUCGCAAGCUGCAGAGCUGCCUGGAGGCCGUGGCCACAUGACCCCGGCUGCCACUGUGGAGCCACGGUGGGCAUGGUGGGCACGGGAGGGGCUGGACAUGAGGGCUGGCCCGCCAUGGCUUCCGCUCCCGGUACCACCCCCAACUAACCAUGGUGCCCCAGUGCCCCUCAGUGGUUGGUGUUGAAGGGGUGCUGCAGACCACACUUCCACAGGGCAGGGUGACAUAGGACACACGUGGUAUGCAGCCCCUCACUUAGUUUCUGCCAGUUGUCCAUUGUGGGCGGGACUGAAUGGCAGGUCACUGCCUGGGCCUCUCUGGGUGGCCUGGAUGACCACAGUCUUCCACACAGUUCACAGGCCUCCCUCAGCUGGCCUGCCUCCUAGACUCAAGGGUCCGUUAGCAUGGCCAGGGCCAGCUGUACACACCUGCCUCUGCCAUGCAGCCUUGUGUAUUGUGUGUGCUCCAGGUGCAUCCAGCUGCCAGGGAGGCUCAUGCCACCCCUCUGCUGGAGGCACAGAGGAUCUCCCCCCUAGAUCCCAGGAUGCCACUGCCUCUCGAGGCCCCAGGCCAGUGAACACUACAAUGAGCACCAAUCUUAGGACCCCAAGGGCCACCUCUGCAGCCAUGUGCCAGCCAAGCACUCACAGUUCCAAGGCUAGCUAGACUGGCGCUCCUGGGCCACCAUUCCCCAUGGGCCUCCUCCUCUGCUCUCUCACUGAUCAAGUCUUUGAACUUUGAAAACAUGAGCUUUUGCCAAAUACAGUAGGAUGGUGUGUGUGAGGCAGGCCCAACCCCAGACUGCCUCUGUUCCUGGCCACAUGGCUCUGCCUCUACAGUGCUCCUGGAGAGGCUUUGGACCUGUGCCCUGCAAACUGCCAAGGGUCAAGCCAGCCCCCUUCCCAUGUCUGAGCCUGGAGUGCUACCCCUUCCCCAACUCCAGUUGUCGGUGUUUGUGCCCCAACCAAGGUGUUUGAAAGAGGCCUGAGCUGAAAGUGGCUCACAGUUGCCUCGUCUGUGUUGCUUCCUCCCCAUUGUGGGUUUACCCCUGGAGGCCUGGCCUCCCAGCUCGCUCUCCCUGUCUCUGUCCCACUCCCAGACCAUCUGUCAGGAAGAUCCUGAGUACUCCCGGGGACCCCAGCCUCUAAGGCUUCCUUUACCCCCCAGGGAAAGGAGACGGACUCUGCCUGUAGCCCCUGUUCCCACUUCCUGUAGCUGGGAGGAAACAGGGCUUGUGUCCACACCUCUUUCCACAUAGGCCGACAAUACUCUCCAUCAGGUGUUCUGCAGCCUCUAAGCCUUUGCCUAGAAGGCCCUGGCAUUGUGGCAGCUGUUGGCCUCCACAUGGAGUGCGCCAGGGUCCUAAACAGCCUCAGCCCAGGGCACCAUUCUUCCUCUCACGGUUGCCAGUGGCCCAGCCCUUCUGCUGCCCUGGGCCUUGUUGUCUAGUCCUUCCAGAUGCUUCCAGGGCCUUCCUGAAAGUACCCACCCAUCUCUUCAGUUACCUCCUCUGGCCGGAAGGUCACACCACUGUCCUCCAGAGCCACUCUGGGGCCAAUACUGGCUAUCUGGAAGCCUAAAGCAGCAGCCUGCAGCCAGAGCCCUUGAGGGUUCUAGGGACUUGUCAUAGGAAGGGGUGGCACUGUGUCUGCCCUUGGUGAGUCCCUGUGCUGCAGCCUCCUGAACCAGUUCAUGACACUGAGUGCAAAAGGUAUUGGAUACCUAUCCCUCCCCAGGGCUUCACAAGACUUGUCUCCAUGAAUAGACAUGUCACUGGCCCAGACAAGCCCUGGACAGAGGGACCAGGAGAGCUGUGUUUGUAAUGAGCUGCAGGGCCAUUUGUCCGGCAUUUUAAACUUUUUGUUGUUGUUGUUAAAUUGUGAAAUGAUGGAGGAGUUUUAUAGAAAAUAAAGUGAGAUGGGAGCAGUGGGCGGCCUGCCUUCAAUUCAGUGAGGAAUGGGAAGAGCCGCGUGGGAGCCUGUUUAUUGGGGUGUUCCACAUCUGAGCUGUUCCCUUACAAGCAGGGGUGAGGGCUGCUUACAAUACAGUAGGGUCCUGGGGUGAUGGAUGGGCCAGCAGGAGGGUAGAAAUGGGAAAGAAGGUACCCCCUGCAGGGACUCUAGAGCCCAUGAGCCUCUGACAGCACUCACAUUGGGCCCAUUUCCCAGACCUGAGCUGCACCCAGAGGGCCACAGGUGCAUGAAUGACACCUGAGUGGCACACAGCCCAUAUCCUUGGCUACUACGCCCACAGGGCAGCCCCCUCUUGAGUUCUGUUAGAAACUGGGGGUUGGCCCAGGCACAACUCAACAGCACUGAGGCAGAAGCAGUUCAUCUUAUGGCUUGUCAGUAACCAGAGUCCCACUCCUGUCACUGCUAGAAAAGGGUCUGAGGUCUCAGUGCUGUUGGAUCUGAACAUCCGUAGUAAGCGAGCAGCCUCUGCACGGGGGCAGCCCAGGAUUAGUGUUCAGCAAUCAAAUGGACUCUUCUGGGAUUCCUUGAGUUUGACACUGCCAUUAUAGACCCUUCACUAACCAAGAUUCUGACUGCCAGUGUCGAUUGCCGCAAGCUGUUAGUGUGGCUGUUGUCAGACACUUGCUCACCUAAACUUGCUCCAGCAAAGGGAUCCAUGGGUGACUCAAAAAUAUAAAUGAUGGGAGACGGUUUGUUAAAAUGCUACCUGGCCAGCUUGGGACAGGGCCUUCCUCCCAGAACCCACAUGGAGCCAGGUGGAACAUGUGCACUUCUAUUGGGGCCUUUUAAGAUUCUUAUGUGUCUGUGUCAUGUUAGGGAGCUGCUACUGGAAGUGAGACAAGGGCGUUAGAUCCCCUGGAGCUACAGUCGCACUUACUCUAAGCUAUGCACUGUAGGUUCUAAGGACCACACUGGGAUCAUGGGAGAACAGCGAGCGCUUAGCACCAGUGAGCCCUCUCUUCACCCCCAGCUGCAAGCUGCAAGCUCCAAGGCAAGGGUUUCUGGGGCUGACUGAGCCAGUGGAGUCUGACCAUUUUCAGGUUCAGUGAAAGGCCCUAUUGGGUGGGAGGGAGGAAAGAAAGAAAAAAGGGGGGGGGGUGAUCUGAGGAGGGUUUGACCUCUUUUCCAUGGGCAUACAUGUACACGGUUUUUAUUA